GUAACCAAAACGAUAGAUUGAUAUCGAAUGCAGACGAAAAGUCCACAUUCUGCUGACUAUUAGAACGAAACAUCGUGUUUACCGAGAACUCAAGUCGUAGGACAGAAAUUGCUGCCGCAGUACACGAUUUCACGAGAUUAAUGAACAUUUGCUGAGUUAGCAAUCCUAGAAAAUACUUAAUACAAUGUUAUCACCGGAGCAAGAGGAGUUGUCUGCAGAGGAAUUAAAAAGCAAGUUAUUCCACUCAUUUAGAGAAAAGGGAGUAUUAGAUUCUUUGAAGUCACAGCUUCGAAAUAGAUUGAUUACUGAACUGUCACAUGGUGGAAUAACGGGUAAAAUACCAAGACAUGUAUCAGUGAAAGAUGAGUCGUUGAUGCUAAGGGCUUCUAACAGUAUCUUAGCUGAUCACCUUAGACGAUGUCAUUACGAUUACACAUUGUCAGUAUUUUUACCAGAGAGUGGAACAGGUCAAGAUAAGUUAUUUACUGUCAGGGAUCUACUACAACUGCUACAAAUUAAUCCUCAAUCUAAACUUUUCAAAGAUUUGUCCUCCAGUAUUACCACCUUCACAAAUGAGAGUUUUCUAUGGCAACUGUUGACACAGCUUGCUUCUAGGUAUCAGGGUGGAUGUCAUGAUAAAUCAUUACAAACAGAAGGACCUCCUGUCUGUUUUACUUCAUUAGAUGACAAGUUAGAUUGUGUGGAGCAAGCUUACAGUAAUAAACUAGAUAAUAAUGAACUUGGUGGAUCAUUGGAAGAGAGACUUAUGUCUCAUCGCAGGCAGAUAGAAGCACAGGCAAGAACUGAUGUCAAUGCAGAGAUUCUAAGAUUCAAAGAGAAUGAUCUGGCUAGAGUUAAACUGGAGGAAAGAGAAAAAGCCAGAAAAGAGAUCGAGCAGUCCAGGAAGGAGAUGGAAAGAACAUAUCAGAUUAAAUCAGAUGCAUUAGGUGAAAGAGAAAGACAUUCAUUGGAAAGAUUACAGAAAGAAAGAGAGAUUAUGGAGAAAGAGACGUUUAUUCAGAGACAGAAAGUACUUGAAGAAUUAGAUUCUCUGCGAGUCAGAGAAGCCACAGUGAGACGAGAAGCUGAUCUUAAUGCAAAAGCUGUUAAAAUUGAGGAGGAUAGAAGAAGAGCAAUUGAAGAUAAUUUAAGAAAAAGAGAAGCUGCUGUGGCCAGGAUAGAAGAAACAUAUGAGCAUCAACUCACAGAAAAGAUGGCAUCUUACGAUCUUGAACAGAAGUCCAAAUAUAUAACAAGACUGCAGUCUUUGGAGAUUUCUGAAGCCAGGAAUAAAGAGGAGACCAGACUUCUGGCAGAGGAGAGAGCCAGAGUGAAUUUAGCCAGAGAGGAUCUUAAAGAAAAAACUGCAAGAUGCAAGCAGCUUGAAGUAGGUGAAAACUGCUCAGUUGUAUAUUGUGUACAUUUAUAUCAAUUCUAUUCUCCAGAAAUGUAA
This is a messenger RNA of Saccoglossus kowalevskii, 1453 nucleotides long. Its product is annotated as oral facial digital syndrome protein. Lineage: Eukaryota; Metazoa; Hemichordata; Enteropneusta; Harrimaniidae. Gene Ontology annotation, molecular function: protein binding. Gene Ontology annotation, cellular component: centrosome; ciliary basal body. Gene Ontology annotation, biological process: epithelial cilium movement involved in determination of left/right asymmetry. The record is from RefSeq and is a predicted model, not a curated record.